Glycine soja is the source of this 2011-nucleotide messenger RNA. RefSeq names its product ATPase WRNIP1. The transcript has a single exon. Lineage: Eukaryota; Viridiplantae; Streptophyta; Magnoliopsida; Fabales; Fabaceae. Gene Ontology annotation, molecular function: single-stranded DNA helicase activity; DNA binding; protein binding. The record is from RefSeq and is a predicted model, not a curated record. Gene Ontology annotation, cellular component: nucleus. Bases 172 to 1779 code for a protein of 535 amino acids. Gene Ontology annotation, biological process: DNA-templated DNA replication; regulation of DNA repair.
UAAAAUUUUAAUUAUUUCCAUUCUCCUUUGAUUGAUUUGUAACACAAAAAAAAUCCUCCCCCCGAGAAAAUAUAUACAAUUCCUCAGUAUGGGCUUCCGGAGAAAAGGGUGUGCGAGUGUGAGAAUAAAAAAAUAAAAAAAGAAAGAAGAGAAGAUUGCAUUUGCAUCAAGAUGGAGAUGCAACAACUCCUCAGUAUGGGCUUCCCGGACGAGUUAGCCGCCCAAGCCUUGGCUGCCACCGGCGGCAAAUCCACCGUGAAAGCCACCGAAUGGAUUCUCUCUCACAAGCCCAACUCUUCCACAUUCCAGCCCAAGCUCGAUCGCUUCUUCCAUUCCCAAUCACAAGAACAUGACGAACCCUCCAAACGCCCCAAACCUUCUCCUUCUCCUUCUCCUUCUCCAGCACAACCACAACACUGGCCCUCUUUCUUCUUUAAGAUCGCAGACAAGAAACACGCCAACACCCACAUUCACGAACCCUUGUACGAGCGGUUGCGUCCCAGAACCCUUGACGACGUCGUCGGUCAGGAGCAUCUCCUCGCCCCCAACUCCCUUCUUCGCUCCGCAAUCCAACGCAACCGCCUCCCCUCCAUCCUCCUGUGGGGCCCACCCGGCACCGGCAAGACCACUAUCGCCAAAGCCAUCGUCAACUCCACCCCUUCUACUAACUCUUACCGCUUCGUCUCCUUAUCUGCCGUCACCAGCGGCGUCAAAGACGUCAGGGACGCCGUCGACGAGGCCAGAAAACUCAGACUCAAAUCCAACCAAACCACCGUUCUCUUCGUGGACGAGGUUCACAGGUUCAACAAGUCCCAACAGGACUCUUUCUUACCCGUCAUUGAAGAUGGCAGCAUUGUCUUCCUUGGGGCCACCACCGAAAACCCUUCUUUCCAUUUGAUCACCCCUCUCUUGUCUCGUUGCCGCGUACUCACUCUUAACCCUCUCCAACCCCAUCACCUUGCCUUGCUUCUGAACCGCGCUGUCACUCACACUGACAAAGGGUUGAUGCAGAGCGUGGGGGUUCAUGUUGAUGUGAGCGAGGAAGUUGUUGAUUUUAUAAGCAACAACUGUGAUGGGGAUGCUCGGGUGGCCUUGAAUGCCUUGGAGAUUGCAGCUGUUACCGCAGCUGCAAGGCUACAACAAGGGAUGGAAUUGGAUCUUCACACGAACGAGGAAUGCAAGGAUGAUGUUGCUGCUGCUGCUGCUGUUGUUGUUAGUGUUGCUGAUGCAAAGGAGGCACUUCAGUGCAAGCAUGUUGCUUAUGAUAAAGCUGGGGAAGAGCACUAUAAUGUAAUCAGUGCGUUGCACAAGUCUAUGAGGGGAAGUGAUGCAAAUGCAGCUAUUUAUUGGUUGGCAAGAAUGUUAGAGGGGGGUGAAGAGCCUCUUUACAUUGCACGCAGACUCAUACGGUUUGCAAGUGAGGAUGUUGGUUUGGCUGAUCCGUUGGCUCUGAAUCAGGCCGUCUCAUGCUACCAAGCAUGCCACUUCAUAGGAAUGCCAGAAUGCAAUGUCAUUCUUGCUCAGUGUGUUGCUUACUUGGCCUUGGCACCUAAGUCUGUUGCUGUUUAUCGAGCCAUAGGAGCCGCUCAGAAGGCAGUGAGGGAAUCGGCUGGACACAAUGAGGGUGUGCCUCUCCAUUUGAGGAAUGCUCCAACCAAAUUAAUGAAGGACAUUGGAUAUGGGAAGGGAUACAUCUACACUCCCGACAAUCCCACCGCAACACAAACUUACUUACCACCAUCACUUCUGGGUCACAAGUUCCUCGAUUGGCCUGAGUGACAGAGACGGAGUUAUUAUGUGCUUUUUUUUUUUUUUUUUUGCCUUUUGGUUUUGGGGGUAGUAAGGAGAAGGGUGCAUACUGCAAACGAUGUGUGCUUCUUUGUAUAUUUUUCCACCAUUGCUAAUAAAUAUAUUGGCAAUGGUGGGGGUGGGGGAAUGCUAAAUGCUAGUGCAAUGCAUGAUGUAAAUUUUACCUGAUUAAAUCUCAUUUUCACUAAUUUACUUUGAAUUC